AUCUCUAUUUCCGAUGAGAACUCCAUUGUCGUCAUAUUCAGAUAACCUUCUCACCUCAAGUCACCUUCUGAUCUUGGAGCAUUCUUCACUGCUCGCUCAGUUUACGAGUCUUCUUCUCUCUUAAUUUUUUUUUACGGAGGGGGCGACCACGGCUUUUUCCGUCCAACCAUUAAGACAAAUUCGACUCUAUUGGCUGCCGGGGAGGGGCGACCGCCCCCUCCUGCGCCCUGGAUCCGCCACUGGUUCUGGCGGCAGAUUCGCAGCAUCUGCGUGCUUCAUCUGCUGAGCAACAAAAGGGUUCAAUCUUAUCGCGGCGUGAGGGAGGAAGAGACUUCCCUCAUGGUUGACAACAUCAGGAAAUUGGGUGCUUCUUCAAAGCCUGUGAACUUGAGCGACCUCAUGACGUCUCUGACGAAUGAUGUGAUUUGUAGGGUGGCGUUGGGGAAGAAGUAUGGCGUUGGGAGUGAUUUCAAGGAGUGGCUUACGGAGAUAGCGGCGCUGGUCGGGGUUGUACCUUUGUGGGAGUACAUUCCAUGGCUGAGUUGGACUAGAAGGUUUAAUGGUGUGGAUGAGAGGGUUGUGAGAGUGGUUAAGAAGAUUAAUAAGUUUUUUGAGGUUGUGAUUGAAGAACAUAGGGUUAGGGAGAGGAGAGAGGGAGAUGGUGGUGUGUUGGAUUUUGUGGACAUAUUGCUUGAUUUUCAGAGAGAGAAUGCAAGUCGCUCACCUAUUGAAGAUGACACUAUCAAAGCUAUAAUCAUGGAUAUGUUUGGUGCUGGAACUAGUACAACACUUAAAGCUAUUGAGUGGACAAUGGCAGAGCUGAUAAGAAACCCGAAAACCAUGAAAAGAUUGCAAAAUGAAGUGAGAGAAGUAGCCGGAAGCAAGGACGAAAUCAGCGAGCAAGACUUGGAGAAAAUGCCUUAUCUGAAAGCAGUGAUGAAAGAGAGUCUAAGGCUGCAUACACCGGUCCCAUUGCUAGUCCCUCGUGAAUCAACUCAAGACACAAAUGUAUUAGGUUACGACAUCGCAUCUGGUACACGUGUGAUCAUCAAUGCUUGGGCGAUUUCUAGGGACCCGUCACUGUGGGAAAAUCCAGAAGAAUUUCGUCCGGAUAGGUUUCUUGAUACGAGCAUAAACUUUAGAGGUGUGCAUUUUGAGUUUACUCCGUUUGGGGCAGGCCGGAGGGGCUGCCCUGGUGUUACGUUUGCGGUAGCUGUGGACGAGCUAGCGUUAGCCAAGUUGGUGCACAAAUUCGAUUUUGGAUUACCUAAUGGAGUAAACAUGAAGGAGUUAGAUAUGAGUGAAUCUCGAGGAAUGGCAACCCAUAAAAAGUGUCCUUUGCUUGUUGUAGCUACUACACAUGAUUGUUAGGCCAUUCUAGUGUUUAAAAAAUAAGACAGGAGUUCAACUACGAAUCAACAUUCGAUCCAAUUUGAACAUAAAAUCCAGCUUAAUGCAUUUAUGUAGUAUUUUUGAAUUAAUGUGUUGCUUUGUGUUCAAUAUUAUUGUAAUUUUGUGUUUAAACAUUUUGACUCACUUUUAUUUUAACAAUGAAGGCUAACUUCAACAGGUCUAUUUA
This is a messenger RNA of Salvia hispanica, 1579 nucleotides long. RefSeq names its product cytochrome P450 71A6-like. The record is from RefSeq and is a predicted model, not a curated record. NCBI's taxonomy places the organism in Eukaryota, Viridiplantae, Streptophyta, Magnoliopsida, Lamiales, Lamiaceae. Gene Ontology annotation, molecular function: heme binding; oxidoreductase activity, acting on paired donors, with incorporation or reduction of molecular oxygen; monooxygenase activity.